Adineta ricciae is the source of this 408-nucleotide messenger RNA. The record is from the annotation of a GenBank genome assembly. NCBI's taxonomy places the organism in Eukaryota, Metazoa, Rotifera, Eurotatoria, Adinetida, Adinetidae.
AUGAUUUUUCUUGGUCGUGUUAUUUCUUCAACUAUAAAAGAUUCCAAUUUGGUUAUGGGUUAUGCUCAAAUGACUAUGGAAGUGGAAGAAGCAAUUAAAGGAACAAAUAUCGGGCAUUUAAUUGUUAUUCGUUCGUAUUUACAAGGAUCGAUGUGUGUGGACUUGGAGUUCUUCCAAAAUAAACAAGAUUUUCAGAAAGAUAUUGAAAUUCUUCGUAAUUUAGCCUCACAAGAACGAUUAAACGUGAAAGAACGAAAUAUUACAAAGGAAAAUGAAAAUAAUAUUGAUCAAAAUCUUGAUUCUUAUUAUGAUGAAGAUUCUAUUGAGCCUUCUUCUGUAGACGUUCACAAGGAAUAUAUUUAUAUCACCAUUGAAGAUAUUCCCAAAGGAAUUGGAACACGAUUAUAA